Alternaria postmessia is the source of this 885-nucleotide messenger RNA. RefSeq lists its product as uncharacterized. The record is from RefSeq and is a predicted model, not a curated record. The transcript has 4 exons. Lineage: Eukaryota; Fungi; Ascomycota; Dothideomycetes; Pleosporales; Pleosporaceae. The coding region runs from base 1 to 885 and encodes 294 amino acids.
AUGAUGCUUCAACUACAGCCUCUCGCGCUUCAAAUCUUUUUCCAGGUUACCACCGCUACAAGGGCACUCCAGCGCCUUGCCGGCAUGGAAGUACCCACGUUCAAGUUCGACGCAGCCUCUUUCCAGGAUUUGUACACGCAAAUCGAUCAGGCCUUGGAAUGUUUCGAGAAGGCACGCCCGGAGGCAUUCGAGGGAAAGGAGGAUAUGCCCGUGGUUAUCGACGUACCCAACAUGUGGCAUUUCGAUCUGAACGGCUUGACGUAUUUGCAGGAGUUUAAACCGCAAACCCAGCACCAAUUGCUCGCGUACUCGCACACAAUGGACAAUCUACUCACGCAGAAGACGCCUACUGCGCUGGCAAUCGCGCAGGCUGUAGGCAUAACGGGGAGCGUGUUCUUACUAGGAUCCAAUGUAUGCCUUUCGGUAGUCGGCAUCCCCGCCGCAAUGCAAGCCCCCGCUCCCCUCGCAGUAAAGCAAUGGCACACAAUCUUCACACGAGGCGGCGCAAUCGCGAGGCCAUUAGCCAUUGUCUCAGCUCUAGCAACCGGGUACUUGGCCUAUAACCAAGAUCCCAAAUCCACACCUUUUCGCCUGAACGCUCUCGCGACCAUCCUCCUCCCCAGCAUCGUCCCCUUCACGCUCCUCGCCAUGGCACCCACCAACGACAAGCUUCUAGGCAAGAAGGACGAACUCGCGACCGCAUCGUUGAGCAACAAGAACGUCGAAGCAUUUGCCGCCGAGGGCGAGACAGUACACGAGUUGAUGGACAAGUGGGCGAGUCUGAACAUGGCGAGGGCAAUGCUGGUGGCUGUGGGAGCAGUGUGUACCGUUGCGUCAGCGGUCGUGGGAAGGAGGGAGCUUGUAAAGUUUGGUGGCCGGUGGUAA